AUGAGCAACAUGUUUCAAGAGAUCAUAGCCUUCAUCAUAAGCACCACGGGAUGGGUGCUGGUGUCCUCAACCUUGCCAACGGACUACUGGCAAGUGUCUUCAAAUGAUGGAGACGUCAUUACUACAGCUACCUAUUGGGCCAAUCUGUGGAAAGUCUGUGUCACUGAUUCAACAGGAGUCUCCAGCUGCAAAGAUUUUCCCUCAAUGCUGGCACUGAAUGGUAUUAUCCAAGCUUGCAGAGGACUGAUGAUUACAGCUGUCUUUCUGGGGUUUUUUGGUUCUAUAUUUGCCCUUGUUGGAUUGAAAUGCACCAAAAUUGGAGGAACUGACAAAAACAAAGCCAGGAUUACAUGUUUUGCUGGUGUAGAUUUCAUUCUUAGUGGCCUCUGUUCACUCUCAGCGUGCUCCAUCUAUGCACAUCGGAUAACAUCAGAGUUUUUUGACCCAACUUUUAUAGACAAGAAGUAUGAGCUGGGAGCUGCUCUCUUUAUCGGCUGGGCAGGUUCUAUCCUGUGCAUUCUGGGAGGUAGUAUGCUCUGCUUCUCCAUUGGAGAUUCUGUUACCAAAAGCCACAGUCAGGAAAACUAUAUCUACAAAGGUGCUGCCACACAUUCUCAUAUCUCCCCUUACCCAAGAGGGCACGCAAAAUCAGUAAACCCAAGGCCGACUGCAGACUGCAGCAACUCCUCCAGGACACAGCACUUUGAUAAGAACAUAUACGUUUGA
Monopterus albus (swamp eel) is the source of this 726-nucleotide messenger RNA. RefSeq names its product claudin 10b (gene cldn10b). Bases 1 to 726 code for a protein of 241 amino acids. NCBI's taxonomy places the organism in Eukaryota, Metazoa, Chordata, Actinopteri, Synbranchiformes, Synbranchidae. Gene Ontology annotation, molecular function: structural molecule activity. The record is from RefSeq and is a predicted model, not a curated record. The transcript has 5 exons. Gene Ontology annotation, cellular component: membrane; bicellular tight junction.